Thelazia callipaeda (thelaziosis nematode) is the source of this 1860-nucleotide messenger RNA. Lineage: Eukaryota; Metazoa; Nematoda; Chromadorea; Rhabditida; Thelaziidae. The record is from the annotation of a GenBank genome assembly.
AUGACUCGCAAAAGAAAAAGCAAUGUUAUUACAGGAAGUAACUGUCAGAAUAAGGUUGAUUCGUAUGGGUCAAGUUUGGUUAGCAUUGGAGGGAACACCGUUUAUCAAAACCAGUUCAUGAAAGAUUUUGAGUCGCGGUAUGGCCCAGUGGAACAUUCUCCCAGGAAGAAAAAAGUCGAACGGCGAUUCAGACCAUCUUCAGAACAAGUACAUGAACUAGAUGUGCAGUGUAAAGAAAUUGAGAAACUGGAGGACACUGCUGAGUAUCCUUCAGAAAUUGUAGAGUACAUGAAACAAGUUCUCGGCAUUUUAGAAAGUGAUCCAUCUAUAUCAGGUGGUUUGCGUGAAAAAUGUCUCAAUGAGUGCCAAGGUUUUGAAAUUUCCUUACUUAUGUAUGAUGCAUCAUCCCGUCUAGUUGGUGAAAUAUUCACCGGUUAUCGCAAUGCUGCCAAGCAGUGGUUUCUUAAAAUUCUUCAGUCCAGUUCCGAAAUUGUGAUGCAGCUCCUUUGUAUGCCCUCAGCAUGUCGUACAUUUGAAACUUUGCUUUAUUCUUUAUCUUACGAUGAAGAUAUGGAGAUAGUUCAGCUUCUGGCAGAUAUAAUUAUCGGAAACUGGUGGCAGCUGAUAAGCGACAAAAAUGCUUGUUAUUUUAUUCGAUCUCUAACUUACCACCUUAUUGGUGUAAAAAGAAAAAAGAUGUCAAGAAAAGGAAGUUUUCCAGACAAAGAUAUUUAUUCUUUAGACCUGUCUAAAAUUAAUCCGAUCGCUAAAGAAAUCUUCAAGCGAAUUGCUAGUGUGGCUUUAGAUUACAUUUCAAUGAAAGAUUUGUUAGAUGAGGAAUCUGUUUCCUUGGUAUUGCAAGAUGUUGUUGAAUGUAACUCAGUUUUCCGAACAGAGCAUCUUCAAAAUUUUAUUGAAGCAGGCUGUAAAGAUUCGAUGUUAAUUUUACAACAGUGGAAAGGAAAGCAAGCAUCUCAUUUAUGGGAAAUUAUAGUGCAGAAGACAAAUGAAGAUUUACGCCAAAAAUUAUAUCAUUCAGUGUUGAACAGUAAGUUGUUUGAUCUUUCUAUUCAUGGUUUCGCCAAUUUUCCAGUGCAAAAAUAUAUCAUGUCGGCCAAAUCAGACGAAUUGAUUGCUGAUAUUAGUGAUGAAUUAAUGAAUCACUUUGAAGACAUCUGCGCCAGUUGUAAAUGGGGAGUUAUUAUUGCUUUGGUUAACAAAGCUUGUAAUAGGAUUGAAGUAAAUGUUGUGAAAAUGUUGAGAAGUUAUUUCAAAUGUGGUUCCAAAUCAGCAAGAUUGACUUUUGUACCUAAUGUGUUCACUCUCAAUACGGAAGCACUUUCGGAUUUCAAUGACACAAGAACUUUCGACGUCUCUAAAGGACAGCUGUAUGGAUCUCUUAUACUUCAAGAGCUGGUUCAGUUUGAACAUAACAAAACAGUGGUAUUAUCUCUGAAAUCGCUGUCUAGCACAACAAUUUUAGAACUAGCGGGAAACCAAAAAGGCAGCUUCUUAUUGCAAGCCGUGUUCCGCUCUUCCACUAUAUUACGAGCAGAUAAAGAACUACUUGCAGAACCUUUGAAAUUCAGUUCUUACAAUUUGCUCUCUACAAAAUUUCGUUUACAGCAAAAGUGGUAUGAAGUAUUGAGUGGUAAUGUAUCGAGUCAUAUAUUUGAUGUCUUGUGGGAUUGCCUCUACAGUACACAAGAAAAAGAGAAAUUGAUGGACGCUUUAUCAAGGACAACGCUCAAAAGUACCAGGACGUUACGUCUUAUGUGUACGAAAUUGGAUUUACGCGGAUUCAGAGAACAACGGAAAAAAUGGCUAGAAAAUGCAAAAACCGUAAAACCCAAAAAGUGA